Messenger RNA from Meleagris gallopavo (turkey), 4416 nucleotides. The record is from RefSeq and is a predicted model, not a curated record. Lineage: Eukaryota; Metazoa; Chordata; Aves; Galliformes; Phasianidae.
GGAAGAGGCUGAUGACUCUGAGCAUUUCACCUGCCAGGUUGAUGGCCAGUUUGAUUUAACCUUGUCAAGCCAGAGACUUGAUGGUGAAGGUAAUUCAAAUUCUUUGUCAACUGCUUACAAGCCUGUUUCCCUGCCUCUGACCUCUCCAAAUGUAAAGCUGAAUCUGACCAGUCCAAAAAGAGGCCAGAAAAGAGAAGAAGGCUGGAAAGAAGUAGUUAGAAGGCAAGUAGGCAGAGUUUUGAAAGACCCUCCCCCUAGCAACACUCUGCAGCCAACACCAAUUGAGCAAUUUCAGCUGCAGAGAGGAGGGCGCUGCUGUUCAGGAGCAAAAAGGUCAAAGAAGUUAUCUGUCCCAGCUUCUGUCGUGUCUAGAAUAAUGGGAAGAGGUGGCUGCAACAUCACAGCAAUUCAAGAUGUCACUGGUGCCCAUAUUGAUGUUGAUAAACAAAAAGAUAAGAAUGGAGAAAGAAUGAUCACUAUAAGGGGUGGUAUGGAGUCAACACGAUACGCAGUGCAACUCAUCAAUGCCCUUAUUCAAGAUCCUGCCAAGGAACUGGAAGACUUGAUUCCUAAAACUCAUAUAAGAACACCUGCCUCGAGUAACAAAUCAAUCCAUGCAAACUUCUCAUCUGGAGUUAGUACAGCAUCUGCUUCAAACAAAAACUCCUUUCCUCUCGGAGCACCACCUCUUGUCACAUCGCAGUCAUCGACUCUGUCUACUUUCCAGCCUACUAACAAACUAAACAAGAAUGUCCCAGCAAAUGUGCGUUCAUCUUUUCCAGUGUCUCUUCCUCUAGCUUAUUCUCAUCCUCAUUUUGCCUUGCUGGCUGCCCAAACUAUGCAACAGAUCCGGCACCCUCGCUUACCUAUGGCCCAAUUUGGAGGAACCUUUUCACCUUCACCAAACACUUGGGGACCAUUCCCAGUGAGACCAGUUAACCCUGGCAGCACAAAUAGCUCUCCAAAACAUAAUAGUUCAAGUCGUGUAGGUAGUCAGAAUGGAAAUAUUUUACAGACAGAGUCUCCCGGAUUAGCUACUUCUAGUUGUCCCAUUACUGUCUCUUCAGUAGUUGCUUCCACCCAGCCAUUAUGUGCAACAAGUAAUCGGACUCCCUCUUCAGUCAGAAAGCAGUUGUUUGCCUGUGUUCCGAAGACAAGUGCUGCAGCAACAGCAAUCUCAACUGUGACAAAUACAUGUAGCACUCUGCCUUCAGUUUCCUCUGCGCCUCCAAACAAUGGGCAAGUUUCUGCAGCAUUUCUGCCCUCUACUGCUCCACAAAUGCAGCAUUCUGCACUUAAAGCAGAUUCUUUCUCAGCUGUCUCAGCACCCAAAGAGCAAGUGUCAACACCAGACCAGCCUGUUGGAAAUACAUGCACACCAUCUUCUGUUGCAGGUAGUUCCAGUAUGUCAACUAGCAGCAAUUCAGGAGUCCCUGAAGCUCACCCAUCUAGCAGCCCUGCACCUCUAACGAACACCCAAGAUGAAAUACUAACAGCCAGCAUGUCAGAAAUGAGCCCUUCUAUGCCUAUUUCUUCCAGCUCAGAAACCGCUCCUUUAAGCUUAGCGUCACCCAGAUCGGUUGUUGCAGAUAAUCAGGACAACAGUAACUUACCUCAAGUAGCUGUACCAGCACCUCGAGUUACUCACAGGAUGCAGUCCAGAGGUUCUUUCUAUUCAGUGGUACCAAAUGCAAACCUUCAUCAAGAUCCUCAGUCUAUUUUUGUUACAAAUCAAGUUCCCUUAACACCUUCUCAAGGUCCACCUGCUGCAGUGCAGCUUUCGUCAGCCAUGAACGUUAUGAACGGUUCUCAGAUGCACAUUAACCCAGCAAAUAAGUCAUUGCCUCCUACUUUUGGGCCAGCAACUCUCUUCAAUCACUUCAGUAGUCUUUUUGAUAGCAACCAGGUGCCCUCUAACCAAGGAUGGGGAGACUGUCCGCUUUCCACCCGAGCAGCAGCUGACCCAUCUUUCACUGUUCAGUCUACCUUUCUGAAUAACUCCGUGCUAGGACAUGUGGAGAACGUGCAUCCUGAUAACUCCAAGGCUCCUGGUUUCAGACCACCUUCACAGCGAGUUUCUACAAGUCCUGUAGGUGAAUCUCCUAUUCCAUCAGUUUCCUCAGGAUCAUCUUCACCCCUUUCAGCUGCUUCUGCACCUUCUAACUUGAGCCAGCCAAAAACGGGUAACACGAAUCAAGAUCGAAAGGUACCCCCCCCCAUUGGGACAGAAAGACUUGCUAGAAUUCGACAGGGAGGAUCUGUCACUCCUACACCCUUAGGAACCAACUUUACAGCUCCGGUUGGUCACAGUGGUAUUUGGUCAUUUGGAGUUAACAGCGUAUCUGAAGGCUUGUCAGGUUGGUCUCAGCCUGUAAUGGGAAACCAUCCGAUGCAUCAGCAGUUGUCAGACCCAGGCACGUUUUCUCAGAAUCAGCCAAUGGAGAGAGAUGAUUCUGGAAUAGUGGCUCCCUCAAACAUUUUCCAUCAACCCAUGCCAAACAGUUUUGUGGAUUUUUCUAAAGGCCUACCCAUCUCCAUGUAUGGAGGCACUCUCAUACCCUCACACCCUCAGCUAGCGGAUGGCCCGGGAGGCCCUCUCUUUAAUGGGCUUCAUACUCCAGAUCCAGCCUGGAAUCCCAUGAUCAAAGUUGUCCAAAAUUCAACAGAAUGUACUGAUGCUCAGCAGAUUUGGCCUGGCACCUGGGCACCUCACAUUGGAAACAUGCAUCUCAAGUACGUCAAUUGAUUUUAGGGGGUUUAUCCUUUUUUAGCCUUGUUUGGGAAACCUUAUGAUUUGAAGAACCCCGGGGAUUUUUUUUAUGUGGGCUGUGUAACAAUGAAAACUUGAUUGCCCAUUGUAUAAGAACAAAUUGAUUUACCUAUACAAUUGAUUCCAUUCUCCAGUUAGUUUAGCCAUUCUGAACUUAAAAAUCAGAUAAAAUCAAUGCUUUUGGCUAAACUACUAAAUGCUAUUGGUAUGCAGGAGAGAACUAGAUAAUUAUGAUUUCAACCUGCUAGGGUGGUAAAUAAGUGUAUAAUUGUUUACACUUAAAAGGAAAAGCUGAGUAAAUUUAAUGUCAUCUAGUGGCUCUACUUUCUGUAGCCUGUAUUAAUGUGAAAUAUUUACCUGAAUAUUCAAUAAAAGGUGAACAGUAUUUAUAGAUUGCGUGUGAGAAUUUUGAAGAGGGAUGUGUAUUGUCAUUGGUAGCUGCCAUGCCUAGCGAUGCAUCUUUUCACAGUCACAUCAUCAGCAUGUGGUUGUAGUCAGGGUUUGGGGAAAGAGGGGAGAGGGUUUUUGUGCAGUUAUUUGUGAUGCAAAGUUUGCUGGGUCCUUCCUCUGCCAGUCUUGGUGUUUUGGGGUGUGGUGCUUUUCUUUUUCUUUCUUGUGGCCAUGGCAACUUUUCUGGCUUAGUUUUGUUUCCUCUAGUGCUGUUUUUCCAGAUGUGUUGACUGAGGUGUAGUUCAGGGACUGACUUGACACCUUGGCAACCAGUGGUGUCUAAAUUUGCCAUAGAUAAAUCAGUGUCUCGUAGAAAAAUCCAGGGCUUCUUCACGUCAUUCUCCUAUUGCCCCAAAGCAAAUAUUAAGAAAGCAGACUACUUUCUACUAGAGAAAAGAUGUCAUUGUGCAAUUUCAAGUUUUCUGUAACCCCUUAAAUCUGGUAAAUGCUCCUCAUGCCUUUUCUAUGAGGAAGGAAGAGGAUUUUUGCAUACAACAAACAAGACAAACCCUCAUUCUGCACCCAGCCUGAUUCUGGUGUUGGCCUGCACCAGAGGCGUUCCACUUUCUACUUUCAUACAAUGCUCAUUUCUGCUUUUGCUCAGUGAUGAUGUAGUAACUACACUGAAUACUUAGUCUUAUUUCUCAAGCAGGUAAAUACAGUGCACAAAGUUCAGUAUAGUGGACCAUUUUUGAUGGUCUCUUAGACCAGAAGGGCAGAUGGAAACUUCCUUACCUUUCUUCUUCCUCCUCCUGACCAUUCCUUACCAUACAACAUCAGAGUUUCUCCAGGAGGAGCAUGAGGAAGGAACAGCCAAAAGAGAGGAUUCAGUGUUAAUUUGCAUGGAGUGAACUCUUGAAAUAAUGUAAUGGUGUUCUCUGUCCCAGUUACUCCUGAGUGUUCAGGAAUAUUAAAAAUAUGAAAUGCACAAGUAGUAUCCGAGUAUGAUAGGCAAAUAAACAUCAGAAACAACACCGGAUGUGUUCAGAUGUUCUAUCUAGUAUUCAAGAAAGAAAUGAUCUUACACCCUGAUAACACAAAUACCAAAGGAGAAAUGAUUGUGGUGAUAGUAAUUGUAUUAAAAGCUAAUGGUGAAGGAAAAAAAUGGCAUUCUGGUGCAAUAGCUUUCGUGCUGACUUAGCUGUCUGUUCUUGGUGACCCUUGGGGGACUUGUUUCAAUUGUGACCUGGUGUACA